This is a messenger RNA of Cuscuta campestris, 1530 nucleotides long. NCBI's taxonomy places the organism in Eukaryota, Viridiplantae, Streptophyta, Magnoliopsida, Solanales, Convolvulaceae. The record is from the annotation of a GenBank genome assembly.
CAUUAAGUUCCCGAAAUUAAUACACGGAGCAUCACAAAUGGGUUCUAAUUUGAUGAUAUUGCUACAUGUCGACGGGACAUGGGAUACUCAUGGAAGCUUUACUUCAAAGUAUAACACAGUGAUUGAGGUCCUAGAAAAAACUUCAUUCCAAUCCUUCUUAGAUUUACUCAAAUCUGUCAUACGUAUUGAUUGGUCUCAGAAUAUUGUUCGUCUUUCUUAUAUUGUUGCGGGCUCCCCCCCACCUAUUGUUGUUUCUGAUGAUUCCGAAUUACUAUUCUAUUUGAAGUUGAAGUCGUUCCAAAAUGACACCUCACACCUGCCACUAUGUGUUGAGUUUGUUUUGGAUUCCACUGUCCACCCACAAAGUAAUGACGCCACUACCCACAAUGACCACAACUUUCACAACGAGGCAUAUGUUAACUCUGUUUGCAAUGCUAAUCUGCAAAGCAAUACAUACUCCACACCUCAGAGGAGUGGCAGUGGAAUCCUGGCUGAUAUUCUCCUUCAUCGUUAUGUGGACGCUACCAAGAAACCAUACCCUCCUAAUGACUUGCGUGAGGACAUGAUACGGGAAUAUGGCGUUUCCAUGUCAUAUAGGAAAGCUUUACUAGUCAAACAGAAGGCAUUGACCAAGUUGUAUGGCUCAGAUGAAGAUUCCUACCAGUUAUUACCAUCAAUGUGCUAUAUGUUGGAGCAGAAAAAUCCAGACAAGGUUUUCCCAAAUGUAGAACAUGGUCAUUGUACUGAGCACAUUGUCCGAAACAUACGAGGCAAGUUUAAGGGACCGAAAGAAGAUCUAGCGUGGAAGUUUAGGAAAUCCUGCCGUGCAGCAACUGAGUUUGAGCGUGAGGAGUAUUUGCAAAUGCUUGACGAACAAGAUUCAAGAAUCCGCUCUUACCUCUGGGACAUCGGCGAAUCUAAAUGGUCACGUUGCAAGAGUGGGCCAUUUCGAUACUCGAUAAUGACAUCUAAUGCUGCAGAAUCAAUGAAUAAUGUUAGCAACUCUGCACGCGAAUACCCUGUUUCGAAGUUAGUUGAUUUCAUUAGAGAAAGGAUGCAAAAAUGGUUCCAUGAACGCCAUGAGAGAGCUUUAUCUACGACAACAAUUCUUACUCAGAAUCUGGAAUCUGAGUUAAUAACUUUACAACGGGAUGCCUUCAAGAUGAAGCUAUUGCGUCUCGCCCUGGUUUGUCAUGUUAUGAUUUCAUCUCACCGUACUACAGACGGGAAUCAUUAGUUGCAACUUACAAUGGCAUUGUGCACCCAAUAGGAGAUAAAUCAUCCUGGAGUGUUCUGCCGGAUGUUUCAUUAGUGAUUUGCAAGCCUCCAUCUUGUAAUAAGCGUCCACCGGGUAGACCAAAGAAGAGGAGACUUCCAUCAGUCGGUGAAUUUCAAAUAGGCCAUAGGCGUAGAAAGCAAAGAUGCACACGGUGUUUGAAUUUGGGGCAUAACGUAAAAACAUGCAAAAACCCAAUACCAAAUUGACACUGCACUCUUUCAUAUUCCGUAUAAUAUACAAUUCUCAACGCU